CAUAUAGUAAAAAUCACAUAGUCUAAGAACCAACCAAAUCCGCUUAGCCAAUUAUUCCAUGGCCACCAUAUUCUCAGCACCGGCGAUCCUUUCCUCCGCCACGGCCACGGCCACCACCACUACCACUACCACAACCAAAACCCCACCAAAACCAAUACUUUUCCCCGCCACCAAACCACCUCUAACCACCCUUCUAACUGCCACAUUAGCAACUACCACCCUCCUCACAACUUCUCCAUCCUUUGCUGACCCUGCACAAAAAUUCAACAUUUACUACGGGACAGCCGCCAGCGCUGCAAACUACGGCGGGUACGGGGGCAACUCCGACAAGAGAGCGUCGGCGGAGUACGUGUACGACGUCCCAGAUGGGUGGAAAGAACGUUUGGUUUCAAAGGUUGAGAAGGGAACAAAUGGAACGGAUAGUGAGUUCUAUAACCCGAAGAAAAGAACUGAGAAAGAAUACUUAACGUUUUUGGCGGGGUUUCGGCAGCUGGCGCCAAAGGAUGUUGUGUUGAACAAUCUUGCUUUGAGUGAUGUGGAUUUACAGGACUUGAUAGCGAGUGCUGAUAAAGUGGAGUCUUUAGAGAAGAAGGAUGAGAAUGGACAGUUGUAUUACGUUUAUGAAGUUGAUGGCCUUAGUGCUCACAGUUUGAUUACUGUGACUUGUGCAAGGAAUAAGCUUUACGCACAUUUUGUUAAUGCGCCCACACCGGAGUGGAACAGAGAUCAGGACACAUUGAGGCAUCUUCAUGAGUCUUUUAAGACUGUUGGGUCUUCUUAAUUAAUAGUGCGUGUGUACAAAGUGAGGUAUUGAAGGUUGUUGUUAUUGAUCUUUAUAUUGAGUACGUUUGAUCUUCAAUUAUAACUUUGAAGGAAGAUUUUGCUGUAAUUACAUGUUCAUUGUUGCUUAAUUCUCUCUCCUUUUCUUUUUAAAUAGAAAAUGAGCAUCGAUUUUACCAGUUAGCAUCUUUCGUUCUUGUUAGAUUGAGAGUAAUGAGCCUUGAAAAUCAUUCAUGUUAUUGAGAAUUUGCAUUUAAGGAGACAACAUGUAAUAUCUGAAUCAAUGAGAUGAU
Pistacia vera is the source of this 1073-nucleotide messenger RNA. Its product is annotated as thylakoid lumenal 19 kDa protein, chloroplastic. The record is from RefSeq and is a predicted model, not a curated record. The coding region runs from base 59 to 781 and encodes 240 amino acids. The transcript has a single exon. NCBI's taxonomy places the organism in Eukaryota, Viridiplantae, Streptophyta, Magnoliopsida, Sapindales, Anacardiaceae.